Messenger RNA from Sycon ciliatum, 1723 nucleotides. RefSeq names its product ELL-associated factor 1-like. Gene Ontology annotation, molecular function: transcription elongation factor activity. Lineage: Eukaryota; Metazoa; Porifera; Calcarea; Leucosolenida; Sycettidae. The record is from RefSeq and is a predicted model, not a curated record. Gene Ontology annotation, biological process: transcription elongation by RNA polymerase II; regulation of DNA-templated transcription. The transcript has 2 exons. The coding region runs from base 296 to 1186 and encodes 296 amino acids. Gene Ontology annotation, cellular component: super elongation complex.
UUGAGUUGUGGAGAAAAUAAUUAGGCCUUGAUUGUUUUUGUCUUGAAGAUAAUUAAAUUUUGUUUGUAGCAUAAUCGCGACGUGUUAGAGAAGGCAAUGUAUUGUAGUAAUAGCUGUGUUUAUUGUGCGAGGGAAUAGUAUCUUAUUUUCUAAUGUUCCAGCACAUGUGUUCGCGUUACUUUGCGGAGGAUAUUGCAGGCCACUCCAGGAGUAUUUGAACAAAGGGCUACAAAUCGCUACUAAUCACCGAUACAGGUGGCAGUGACGCAGCGUCUUUGGUGUGCGGCGGUUGACUAUGAGCUCUAAGGCCUCUGCGCCUAUCCCAUUGCCCAUCGGAAGAGAAGUGCAGGUGCGUCUCGGUGACAGCUUCUUGCAGUCUUCCUCGCUCUCCUAUCACAAGGUACAGUAUGACUUCAAGCCGGCAUCGUUUUCCUCACGUCGGCCAGGCUCCGUGGAGGUGGGCAGCGAUCGUUCGGUGACAAUGAAGUUCACAACACCGCAGUCUGAGUACCGGGGAUCGACGCAGCUCACAACAAAGGACUGUGUCAUGAUCAUUGAGCCCGAUGGCAGUAUCGUCCUAGAAAGGAUAUGGAGUAACGUUCGCGUGAAGCGAGCGCGUGGAGCAGCGGUCAAAGGCGGGCCCGGAGACAACUCCAAGUCUUCACUGCUGGAUGGAGAUGAGAAUGACUUUAUGCCGCCGGCGAAGCGUCCAGUUCCCGCUCAUGAUGCUGCGCCCCUGGCCGAUGACGAAGAGAGUGAUGACGACUGUGACUUUGUGACGGGAAACGAGUCACCCAUGUCACAGCCGAGGGUGCCCGCUGCCGUGGCCAUGUCCUCCCUUGCCAGCCAGUCUAUCCGUGUUCCAACCAUGGCUCAACCCCAACAGCAGCUAAGCAGCAGUGGAAGUAGCAGUGAUAGUAGUAGUAGCGGCAGUGACAGUGACUCGGACAACUCCAGCUCAUCCAGCAGCAAUAGUGGUGGAGAUUCAUCGGACGACGAUAGCAGCUCAUCUGAUGACUCCGAUGAUCUUGCCGGCCAGUUGGAUCAGAAAAUUGAUCAAUCGUAUAUGUCAUCUGCCUCCGCUCAAUCCGCUAUGCCGCCACCACCAGCACUCAAUAGACAGACAUCAGGUAAUCUUUCCAGUGACUUAGAAAUGAGCGACACAGAUGAUAGUGAUGGAGACUAGGGCUUAGAGUUGUUCUUGAAGCCAGUUCACCGUGUUGACGCUCCGAGUCGUUUGCCUCAGAGUCGAUUUUUUAUAACUUCCGCCGUCCACAUUCUUGACACCAUACUUCUUAGCAGUAGUUUUCAUAUCACUAUGUACUUUCUUACAUCAUAUAAAUGAUCGCACUGGCUGCAUCAUGAAAUGUUAACUUAUAAAUCCACACUGGUUCUGCACAGAUCUAAUCCUCCUCUCCUUGACAUGCAGCUUGCUUGGUAAUUUGAUGUACCAGCGCAUCAUGCACUUUUGCUUUUAUGUGUACUUCUUUUUGAAGUGCCGACGUUGCCUCUUUUCUUUUUUUCAUUUCUUGCCGUGCAAGUCAUGCUACAUUUGCUACCACUGCCUUGUAGGUCUGGAGUCGCAUCUUGUACCGGACUGCCAGGAGCCUUGUCCGAUACAGACCGACUCCAUUGCACCAAGAGUACGUCUCGGCAUUCAUAUUUAUUCUGUAGAAUCCCGAUAUAUCAACUGCGACGUAAAACAAGUGAAAUGGCAAACCAA